UCUGGGAGAAGUAAAAGAUGCGCAAGAGGACCACCUCCAGCCUAGUGUACUAGUAGUAAUCGCAUGACAAAUUCAUCCCUCAGCAUGAAAAAUGAAAUUUGUAAUGUUGCGGAUUUACCUUUAGGAAAUGCGAUUACGACGAGCACGAUGCUUUUGCACAGGAUAGGUCGGAGAUGAAAUCAGCCUUAACUUUGAUUCAUCUUCUACCCCCCUCGAACACACCAGAAACGGCGAGCUCCGCGACUCUUGCGUCUUGCUUGCCGCAUUUUCGGAGCGGGCGGAAUACGUUCUCGGGAGGCGCGUGCAGGACCACUGUCGCAACGGGUUCUUCGAUUUGAGCGUAGGGGAGUACUGGUUUGGCUUUGUGAUGAACAGAACGCAAAACAAAAAUCACGCUGAGACUACAACAACUAAAGAAGAGUCGACGUCGCACCCACUCCGUCGUCAGGCCGGAGUCAACCCUUUGGCUCUGUUCCAGUUUGAAGUGGAAAAUUUGCGGCGGCAACUGACUGAGGCCGUGCAGUAUGCGGAACAGGUAGUGGAUACAGUCUACACGAACUACGUGAAGAGUACAAGGCCUACGACCGGCGUUGAUGGUCGCAAUGAAGCAGCAGAGAACAACUUCUGGGCCAAUAUUCAUCUCGAAGAUGCGGACCACCGCGGUCCAGAGCAGCAGCCUAACGCCUCUCAAAAGAAAAUCCAGGAAGAUCAAACCUCCGUCAGAACCCCUCCAGAACCGCACCGGCAGCUGCUGGGGCAUGUGUACGCAAGCAACAACCAGGAAAUUAAGCCGGUGUAUUACCACCCUCUGGAGCAGGAGGUCGCGCAGCAGGAGGGGGCUUCUGCAUCUGUUGCAGAUGAAUCUCCUACUACUUCCCGGCGGCACGACAGCGAUGCAGACGUCGCUACUCCCGCUGAUAAGAGUUCAGCAACAGAAAUUCCUCCCGCCGCGGCCUCAACCACCGACGUUUCGCACUACUUCUUUCUCCGUCCCUACGUUGGUUCGACGGUCACGAAAUGGAAUAUCAAAUGUAAAAAUGUCUGGGUCUGGAAGAUUGCCACGUUUGUCAUGCACAUUUUGCAUGACUCCUGAUGUCUGUGAUGCAUGCCCUAGCAUCACAGAUUUUGCGAGGGCUUCCUGAUGCCUAUACCGCA
Molecule: messenger RNA, 1155 nt
Organism: Amoebophrya sp. A120
Lineage: Eukaryota; Dinophyceae; Syndiniales; Amoebophryaceae
Source: the annotation of a GenBank genome assembly